GACAGUCGGUCGCAGACCGCGCUGGGUUGCCGCCGCCGCUGCCGCCAUCGUGCCAGCCCCUCGGGUCUCAUCGAGGCCGGGCGACGCUCCAGAAUGGGAGACAAGCCAAUUUGGGAACAGAUUGGAUCCAGCUUCAUUCAACAUUACUACCAGUUAUUUGAUAACGACAGAACCCAACUAGGCGCGAUUUAUAUUGACGCAUCAUGCCUUACGUGGGAAGGACAGCAGUUCCAGGGGAAAGCUGCCAUUGUGGAGAAGUUGUCUAGCCUUCCGUUCCAGAAAAUCCAGCACAGCAUCACGGCGCAGGACCAUCAGCCCACGCCAGAUAGCUGCAUCAUCAGCAUGGUGGUGGGCCAGCUCAAGGCCGAUGAAGAUCCCAUCAUGGGCUUUCACCAGAUGUUCCUAUUAAAGAACAUCAAUGAUGCUUGGGUUUGCACCAAUGACAUGUUCAGGCUUGCUCUGCACAACUUCGGCUGACCUCGUCCCAGCCAGGCACUCAUGCUGUUUCCUCCUCCCUCCUCUUCCCGAUACUAUUCACACUCCUCCAGAUGCUCCAAAUAUCAUACACAAAUGAGCAGGGCCGCGGUGGGAGUGGGUGCAGUGCGCUGCUGCCACUGGGGUGUUGUGCAUGAUGUUUGGACACUAGACUAGUUGCAUCUGACAGGAGAAGUUUGUGUUGUACCAGCGCAUGCCUUGGAAAGACUUAAGUAAUGCAAAAGGUUUUUUUUUUUUUUUUUUUUUGGUUUUUGUUUUAUUUUUUAAAUCUACUGACAAGUUGCUCUAGUAACCCAAAGAAGUGAAGGAGAAAGCAGCUGCCUCACCACCCAGAUAUUGAUUUGUUCAGAUGUUUCAAUGCCUCAUUAUACAAUAAAACCACAAAAAUUUUCUUAA
Molecule: messenger RNA, 891 nt
Organism: Orycteropus afer afer
Lineage: Eukaryota; Metazoa; Chordata; Mammalia; Tubulidentata; Orycteropodidae
Source: RefSeq, a predicted model, not a curated record